GUCACUGUCAAGUGUCGAUACUGGCUAAUGUCACACUGUCAAAAAUACAUAAUAACAGUUUGCUGUGUUUAUUUUAUCACUUUACUUUCUAAGUUACGAUUAAAAUUUAAGCAAAAAUCUUUAUUUAUUUGUAAUGAUUUCUUUUCAAAUUUGAACCAUGAAUCCGUACAAGGAAACAGAGGAGUCAUCUUUCGAUACACCUCAUUUGUCUUAUGAGGAUAUAGCUACAAAACUGCUAAAAGACAACUUCUUCCUGACUGCCUUAGAACUCCACACUGAGCUUGUAGAGAGCGGCAAGGAACUUCCUCAACUUAGAGAAUUCUUCUCGAAUCCUGGAAAUUUUGAACAGCAUGUCUCUAGAGCAUCUGAAUUAAAUUCUAUACACCGCACUCCAAGUCAAGCAACUUUAGACUCUUUGGACACAGCAAGAUAUUCAGAAGAUGGUGGAGGUGACCGUGGUGGUAGUGGGGGUGACGUGGCUGUUCUAGAAUUUGAGCUGCGUAAGGCAAGGGAAACUAUUAAUUCCCUAAGGGCUAAUCUUACACAGUUUGCAGAUGGUUCAUCAACAUUAGAUAAAAGUUCCCAAAAAAUAUGUGACCAGAGAUCCUUAAAGCCACAUGAGAAGAGAGCACUCAAUUUCUUGAUUAAUGAAUAUCUACUUAUGCAAGAUUAUAAAUUAACUUCAAUUACAUUUUCUGAUGAGAAUCCUGAUCAGGAAUUCGAAGAUUGGGAUGAUGUAGGUUUGAAUAUGCCUCGACCCGCAGGAAUAGUCUCCCUAUUCCGAGGAGAGUCAGUAUUGAGUGUACCUAAAGUAGACUCAUCAACUGAAACAAAUUGGCAACAAAUAGAUGCUGGAUGCCAGACUGAACUUGAUGAAAGGAGUAUUUGUGUCAGUUGCCAGGACUCGAUUGAUCAUGAUAAUGAUUGGGCAGCUGAGCUUCUCAUUCAAGCUGAAGAGAUAGAAAUGCUGAAACAAAAGGCUAUGGCCUUAGAGAUGGAGAAGCAAAAUUUUCAAAAAUUGUAUGAUACUGCUAUUGUCAGUUUGAAUUCUCUUGCAAGUCCCGCCAUCGAGAGCAAAGCCCUUGAUUUAAACACAAAAGAUGAAAAAAUGAUUGAAGCCGAACAGGCUAUUGAUACUACACCAAUAACUUGUACGGCUUCAGAGAAUCAUUACGGGAGUGGAAAUUCUACACAUAGUGCAACACCAGAACAGUUCGAAAUGAUUGAGAGUGAAAAGAAUAGUACUAUCACCAGAAAAGAAGGCUCUACGCUAAGUUCCUUUGAACAUACUGUGUUGGGUGAAAAUUGUAACAGAGAUUCACCGUUGCGGCGCGGUAGUGUCACCACUUUAGACGAAGCCCUUAGCAUAAAUGAUGGAGGCGAGUGGACACGUGUUCAAUAUGAAUACAACAGCAUCGAAACUAGUAGUAAGGAAAUGUGGAUCGACAGUGGUCUACCAAAUAGUCUAAAAGUAUCAAUUCUAAACUGGUGCUGUGAGACGCUGAACCUGAACGAAUCAUUCUCGAACGAUCUUUUAGUAGAACUAAUAAACAAUGAUAAACCAAUAACACUGCCUGGGUUUCUAACGCUGGCUGCCGACACUAUGCCUAGGAUAAUCCCUCAUACUCUCGUGGCACGACGUUUCGAAGCUGCGGCAUUACUAGCAGCGAGCGUGGCUCUGCUCCCGACCGGAGAUCCAAGACGCGCUCGCACCUUACACUCAUUACUUACACUCGUGAAGAAGCCGGAGCCGUCCGACACGAGAUCCAUAUGUGAAGCGGCGUGUUACAUAGUGAAAUGGGGAGGCAGCGGGGAAGUGUUGUCCUCCGUAGCUGAAUUACUGGCAUCGAGAUCGGCCGAGCGACGGAUCCUCGCCAGCCAGAUCUGCGUCGCCAUAGCUCCGUACGUUCCGAUCGAGCUGUGCACGUCCCUACUGCUCAGUCUAGUGGUGCUGAUGUGCGAAUCGAACGAGAUCGAAAUCAGGAGUUUGGCCCUAAAAUCCGCGUGCCUAAUAUGUCCGGUUGCGGAACAUAAGUACGCGCAGCUCGAGAAUAUAAUGUUCGGUUUCCUGAAGGAUCCGAUCGAGAAGCACGUCAAAGAUACGGUCAGCAUUUUCGGGCCGAUACUGGCGAGAAGCGCUCUGAUGGCAGGAAAAUUCUGUACCGAUCUGUGUACACGUAUUAUGAGAAACGCUGCGAAAGAGAGCUCGGAUAAUGAAUGGAAAAACGCUGCUCUGUAUUUAGAUCUUAUGAAAUCUUUAGUAUUAGCGAAACUGGCAUACGUUAUAAACGUACAAAUAAUCAAAGAUGCCACCUCGUCUGACUGUGAUAUGGAGAAUAUAAUUUUACAAGAGGUACCUUUAGAGGAACAGGAGCAUUUCGUGGAUUUACAAUGCUUCGUAAGCGAUGUUGACGCUAAGACGCUGCUGGCUGCUGCGAACCGUCUGGUCAAAGAGAAACCGGACGUUAGAUGGCCGGAACUGAACUGGUUUAUUGAUUUCGUAAAACAAGUCCUAGACUUAGCGACAACUUCAAAAGUUUUAAGUCAUCAAACGAUGUAUGAAAAAUUCAUUUCAUUAUUUUCGAGUUAUGUGGAGAAUUUUGGUGUGAGCUUUACUACCCACAUCCUGAACCCGAUAUUCGUCGAUAUUAUAAUGGAUCUCGAGCAGAAAAUGGAGAAACUUCACACUGUAAAUGUCGAAAGCUCUGUGGUGGUCGGUAUUUAUUCAGUCACAGUGUUGCCAGCGAUUGGGAAUUAUUCACAACACGGAGAAUUUUUACAGAAAUGGGUAAUGUACUGUAGUCUUCGCAGUUUCCCGCCUAAAGUAUUAUCCAUUCCAAUGAAGUGGGUUUGCGAACAUCGGCCAGACACACUUGAUUUUUAUUUACAACACCUCAGAGAGUUUGCGGCCAGCAGUUGUGAGAGCGCAAGCGGCAGUUCAGUCCGCGUCUACAUCUCCAAUAUUAUCACAGAGUUGUUGAACACAACAGAAAUAAACGAGAAAUGUAUAGAACGACAAGUCCUGCCGGCUGUCGUAGCUCUCUUGCAUGACGAUGAUGUGUCGGUCCGCGAAGUGGCACUCACCUCAUGGGGCAGUAUGACUCGCACCUGUUUGAUCCGAGGGCUGGCGUGCGAAGCGCAGUGCUGGGCCGCGGCCGACGACCUGCUGUGCGGUACACACGUGCUCUCCACGAAGGAAGGGCUGCGAGCGGCCGAGGCACUAACUCUAUUGGUGUUGCCCACUGCCGAUAGCCACGCCGUCUCAGAGAAAGCGGUGUCGCUACUGUGCGCCCUGUGCGAGCGCGGCCCCGCAUGCGCCGAGCGCGUGGCAGCCCUGACGCCGGGCCUGCAGCUGGCGGUGCACCACUGCGGGCGCCACCCGGCCAUACUGCCCGCAUUAAGAAAAUUGGAGGAGGAGGUUCAGUCGCCCGCGCUGUCGCAGCACCGGGCGGCCGUGGAGAGCCUGGUGCAGACGGCGGCCGGCGCGCCCGCCGAGCCCGCGCGCGACCCCCCGCGCCCCGCCAACCUGCUCGCCGCGCAGGAGGUCGGCAGGAGGGUCACGCAGAUGUUCCACCAAUCCAAGACCAACAUCAAUUUACAGAAUAUAUUUAAAAAGAAACCGUAGCUGACGUCACGUGAACGAGAGCUUAAUACAUUCAGUGCCAUGUACGUCACCGGUGCCCUACGCGGCGCACUGAUGUAAUUACGUCGAUUUGUGUUACUAAGCGUGCCUGGAUUGCCUUCUUUUGUUCGAUAAUGUAUAUUUUAUGGUAUUUAUAUGUAUGUACUGGUGGUAGGACCUCGUGUGGUCCGCACGGGUAGAUACCACCACCCCGCCUAUUUCUGCCGUGAAGCAGUAAUGCGUUUCGGUUUAAAGGGUGGGGCAGCCGUUGUAACUAUACUGAGACCUUGGAACUUAUAUUUCAAGGUGGGUGGCGCAUUUGCGUUGUAGAUGUCUGUGGGCUCUGGUAACCACUUAACAACAGGUGGGCUGUGAGCGCGUCCGCUCAUCUAAGCAAAAUAUAUAUUUUAGUCUAUUAGGUCUCUUAGAAAUAAAUUCACUGUCAGUAUCUUCGGAUUAGUCUUUCCCAGAGUCUACUAGAUAUUCCGGCGCCUUAGUAAGAAGAACAAAGAGAGAAAUCGACAUAGUUACUUCAGUGCGCCGCGUAGGGCACCGGUGACCUACACGGCAGUCAAUGUGUUAAAUAUCGAAAUUGUGCUACAUGGUAUGUGGAUUUGUUGAUAAACAUUGAACGCGCUCUUUUGUCCAUAUAUGUAUGUACACCACAAAAAAAAAUAUGUUUGUGAAUAAUCAACUUACAUGAUUAAAAUCUAUUAAUUCAGCAGUCGGGGAACUUUUUUAAUUAUUUCUCCAAAAUAUUUUUGUGUAAGUUGAUAUUACCCCAACUAAGACAUUCCAAAAUUCAAAUUCAAAUGUAAUGUCAAAAACCGCAACCACAACAAUAAAAAAGGUUUUAUACCAAUUUGUUGGGUUUCCAACAUGAAGAACAAAAAAAAACGAAAUCGCUUCUUUUUAGUAUCUUUCAUAUUAUAUAUAGCCAGCCCCUAUGAUAAUUUUGAAAAGAAAACAAUAACUAAAAACUUUACGAUUCUAAAGAAGUUUCACUUCAAUAUAUACUUUUUACUCACAAAAGUUUCAUUUUUACCCCACAAAAUUUAAUUUUACCCGAUUUGGGGUAAUUUACCCCGGUUCCCCGACCGCCGUAUUAAUUUAACUACGUAAUGAUCGUUUAACAACUACGUUCUACGCGGUUGAACUUUCUUCAAUAUUCCGUACGGAAUGUUUUAGCAUUUAAAUUUACAAGGAACAGACAUCCUUAAAAAAAUAUGUAAAUUGUAAUUUAUGAUUAAGUAGUUACUAAAUAAUGCAUUCCUGAUAAGGUAGAUUUAUUAUUUAAAGCUCACUAUACAUGCUUCAGCUGAGCAUGUGUGUACAGUACAAAAGUAAAUAGUGCAAUAAAAAUUAUCUACAAACAUUUACUAAACGAAUCUCUGUUAUUUCUUAUUAUGUUAUUUGUAUGUUUAAAUAUAAUAAUAAUAAUUUACAUGUUAUGUAUUGCAUUAAUUGCAUAGUAAUAAUCCCUGUCACUGAAUCCUAAUAAUACUGAAGCUAUCCUCAAAAUAUUAUUUAAUUAUUAAUUGACCAAUGUGUUGUGUUAAAAUAAGCAUAUUAUAUUGUACUAGAUAAAAACCGGCUUUGCUUGUUUUUUUUUUUUUUUUAUAAAUUGUGUUUUUUCGAAUUUAUAUUUAAAUACGAAUUACAUAUUGAUAAAAUGAUGAAAUAUGAAUAAUAUUUUUUAAAUAUGAAUGGUUAUUUAAAGAAAAAAUCAAAAUUAUCGAUAAAGUUGAUUAUUGUAAACACGAAUAAAACAACAUUUACUGAAAAUAAAUCGUAGCUAGGUCGAUUUAUCGCCCCCUAAACUAAAUGAUCUAAAUUUUAUGAAAAUCGUUGGAGCUGUUUCCGAGAUUCACAUUAUAUAAAAUAUAUAUUCAAGAAUUGCUCGUUUAAAUAUAUAAGAUAAGAUAUUCUAUGUAUCGAGAGGUGAAAGGCUAUUGGGUUUAAGGGACAUUUAUCAUUGUAAUUAUAGGUGCGUUUUAUUUGGUAUCAGCAUCAACAGUUCGAUGUUUUUAAUUGAAUUUCAAUUAAGUUUACUCCAUUCAAAUAGCUGAAGAUUUUUUUGUUAUAAUAUUUUUGCCAAAUUUUAAACUUUAAAUGGCUCUCCUGUAAGUUUGCAAUAAUGUCGCUUAAGUCAAAUAGCCUUUCACUCGUCGAUAUGUAUAUAGAAUACUCAGAGAAAGAAAAGAAGAGAAAAGGCCUCGGUUUUUAUUGUGAUAAAUAAAACUGUGUUUAUAAAUAAAAUUUCACUAACAGUUAAGUGUUAAUUAAUAAUAUUUACAAAUAGAAUAUUAAAUAAAAAUACAAUAUAAAUAAAAUACAAUACUUCACUAUUUACAAUAGAUUUUACAAUAAGUGAUAUCGUUCAAAAAUUAUGCACAGUAAAUAGUUUCUUAUAGUAUUAUACUCUCAAUUAUGUAUGUAUAUUAAAAAAAAACUGCUAAAUUCAUAGAGCAAUAUUGAUCAAAGUUGCAAAUAUUAAUUAUAUACUAGGUAGGCAAGACGCACUUUCAUGCGUGUAUCAAUAAUCAAACUAUUCAGUUUCAUUCAAAUAUUUUCUCUUCAAACAUAUUGCGUCAUUUGAGAUUAAAAUUAAAAAGCAGACUUAAAAUGAACAAAAUCGAUGAUUUGAGAUCACGUACCUACUCUUAAAUACCAAAUCAUAACACAAAUUAAAAUUACGUAUUUACCAUAAAUAAUAGAGGUAGCAAAUGCAUUGUUAAUUUAAUACUCAAUCUCAGUAAAUAUCUCUUAUCUGAGAUCGCAGCAUUGUAUAUUACCAUACUUCAUAUAGAACAAUCUUCAGAUUCACAACAGAAUUAGCGAUUCACAAUUAGCAAUAUUUGAUGUAGAUGUAUAUAUAUAUUUUUUUAAUCUUUUUCGGUUCGCGAUCUUAACUACACAUCCAACGAGCUACUUUUUUAAUCAUGGCAAUAAAUAUAAAGUCAGUUACAUCUAAUCUGCGAUAAACUUCGUGAUUUAAGAAAAAAGCUACACAUCUGUAGUCAGAACUUUGAUGGCGUUACGACUAUUAAAAGUUAUUACAUUUUAUUAGGUGUUAGAUUAAUUUGUGCUUCCUAUAAUUGUGUUGUGUAUUUAUUAAUAAUUUUGCAUUGUAGUUCAAAUUUAAUAUAAAUAAUUUACAUAUAUAUUAAAAUUCAUUUAUAAAAUUUUAUUAUUGUGAUAUUCUAAUGAUUAAGUAAAUACUCGAUCCAUCAAUAAUAUAUAUAGUGAGAAAAAAAAACUAUAUUUUUUGGAAUUUUCACCACGCCGCGGCGGUGCGCUGGUUCUGUAUUUUUUGAUGGUUCCUGUGGGGGGAGUAUCGCCAAGAGGUGGACCAAAAGAGAGGCAGGCCGAUUAGUAGACGUACCAGCCAUUCCGUCGCUGGCUUCUUGUAGGCAGUAGAAUCCAAGGAACGUGACUGGUGGACGACGGGUAAUGGUGGCGAUCUGCCGGACAGCUUGACCGCACUCCUUAAAAUUAUUUGUGUUCACAAAACGGGUAUAACACUCGCACAACAACGAUGAAUGUCCGUAGGAGUUCUUAAAAGUAGAAUAACAAAACCCAAAAAAACAUAUAUUGAGAUGAAAAACACGCGGCGAGUUGUACAAUGCGCGCGGUGCGGUCGCCGAUAGUCUUCUUUUUUUUCGUUUUCUUUUUUUUAUUACUGGCCAUGCGAUAGGUUUUAUGUCUAAUCUCGUCAACAAAAAAGAACCAAUGUCAAAAAGAUACUAAUUGUGAUCUUAUUUUUUAUUGAUUUCCAAUAUAAUCGCUUACUUUUAUUGUUUUUGGUUUAACUGUCAGAAUUGAAAAUCUAUAUUAAAAGCAUAUUUUUAUAAGUUACGUUAUUCGGCCAAACGCAAGUAGUUGUGUAUGACGUCAUUUGGGGUCAAAAUACACUAUGAAUUAAAGCUGUAACAUUAUAACGAUUACACAAAUGUGGCAUCGUGCUUUAAGAUUGGUGUUUAGCUUCACGUCAAUAACAGUACCUAAUAAAAAAUUUAUUUUUAUUUAAUUAGCAUUAUUCAUAAAUUGUUGUGUUGUUGGUACCUAUCUAGCCGCCUAUAUUAUCUAUACUAUUUAUUAUUAUUAUUAUUAUUAUACACAAGGGGGUCGCGGGUUCGAAUCCCGCCAAGGGAAGAUAUUUGUAUGAUAAAUUUUAAUAUAAAUGUCUUUUCCAGGGUUAUGGAUGUAUAUUAAAUAUAUGUAUGUGUAUAAUAAAAAUCUUACAUUUAUUUCCGUUAUCUGGUACCUGUAACACAAGUUCUUUACGAACUUAUCAUGGGACUAGUUAACGUGGCGUGAUUGUUAGUAAAUAUUUAUUUAUUAUUUAUUGUUUAUUUAUUAUAUCAUUGUGGCUUAAAUUACUAAUAAAUAAUGUCAUUAAAACUAUCUCUGAUAAUUACUGUUAUACUGAAUUUAUAUUUUAAUUUCGAAUCAUAAUAGCAAUGUACUUAAAAAUCGUAAUCGUAUAUCGGUGCCACAGGAUUAUGUUGUCAGUGUAAGAAAUACAAUGUUUUUUUUUAUUAUAUUAAAA
This is a messenger RNA of Bombyx mori (domestic silkworm), 8174 nucleotides long. RefSeq names its product RAB11-binding protein RELCH. Lineage: Eukaryota; Metazoa; Arthropoda; Insecta; Lepidoptera; Bombycidae. Gene Ontology annotation, biological process: intracellular cholesterol transport. The transcript has 16 exons. Bases 158 to 3625 code for a protein of 1155 amino acids. Gene Ontology annotation, cellular component: trans-Golgi network; recycling endosome. The record is from RefSeq and is a predicted model, not a curated record. Gene Ontology annotation, molecular function: protein binding.